Lachancea dasiensis is the source of this 2145-nucleotide messenger RNA. Lineage: Eukaryota; Fungi; Ascomycota; Saccharomycetes; Saccharomycetales; Saccharomycetaceae. The record is from the annotation of a GenBank genome assembly.
AUGAAUGGGUCAGAUCGAAAUUUGGCUUCUAGAGGAGAAAACGAGGUCUGUAAAGCGAGUACGGCCAGCUUUUUGGACGAUGCAGUUAGGGGUCUUAACCGGAAGCUUGCGUUUCGAUGGAGGCGGAAAAUUGUUUAUGAUGAAAAACCGUUCAAGGAAUCGGAGCCAGCAAGUCCAGAUGCAGUUUAUGAAAUGUAUUACGAGAAUGCGGAGACUCAUCUAAAUUUGACAAAGUUUAACUCCACUGCAUUUCUCCAGCCAGCUCGUGAGCAAUCAGGCAUCAUGUCAAUCUUGGUUGGCGUCUUCGUUGCAGUAGGCGGCUUCUUAUACGGUUACGACACUGGUCUCAUCAAUAACGUUUCUGAAAUGCAGUACGUCAAGGCUCACUUCGCGCAAAACCACGAACAAUUUACGGCUAGAGAAAUGUCCAUACUGGUGUCCUUUCUGUCUUUGGGCACAUUCGUAGGCGCGCUGGUCGCGCCUGUAACCUCUGAUGCUUACGGCCGCAAGACAACCGUGAUUUUCAGUACAUUCUUCAUCUUCAUGGUUGGCAAUUCAUUGCAAGUUGCUGCUAGCGGGAUGACUCUUUUGGUUCUGGGUAGAGUCUUUUCGGGGGUCGGGGUAGGAUUUAUAUCUGCUGUGGUUCCGUUAUAUCAAAGUGAAGCUGCCCAAAAACAAAUAAGGGGAGCCAUCAUCUGUACAUAUCAAUGGGCAAUCACUUGGGGUCUUUUAGUGUCCAGUGCCGUUUCUCAGGCGACACAUAAUCGAAAUGAUGCUUCGUCUUACAGAAUUCCAAUAGGGCUCCAGUACCUGUGGUCCUGCAUAUUGGGACUCGGGAUGAUUUUUUUGCCAGAAAGCCCACGGUACUACGUUCUUAAAGAUCAGCUCGACCUCGCUGCUAAGUCCUUGUCUUUCCUACGGGGCGUUCCGGAGGAUGAUACUGGCCUUCUCGAAGAAUUAGUCGAAAUCAAAGCAAACUAUGAUUACGAGAUGUCUUUUGGCUCCUUCACAUAUUUAGACUGCUUUCGGUCUAGCAAAGGGAGAACUAAACAAACCUUGAGGAUGUUUACUGGAAUAUCGAUACAGGCAUUUCAGCAGUUUUCAGGUAUAAACUUCAUUUUUUACUAUGGCGUGAAUUUCUUUAGUAAAACGGGGAUUGAAAAGAGUUACUUGGUGUCUCUGAUAACAUAUGCCGUGAAUGUAGGUUUCAAUGUUCCAGGACUCUUUUUGGUCGAGUAUAUGGGUAGACGCAAAGUUCUACUGCUUGGCGGGACCCUUAUGACAAUAGCCAACUUUAUAAUUGCCAUCGUUGGUUGCGUUGAAAAAUCAGUUGUUGCCGAUAAAGUUUUGAUAGCUUUUGUUUGUCUCUUCAUUGCAUCAUUCUCAGCUACAUGGGGCGGUUGUGUUUGGGCAAUUUCAGCCGAACUUUACCCACUAGGGAUCCGAUCCAAAAGCACUGCAAUUUGUGCCGCGGCCAACUGGCUAGUGAAUUUUAUCUGUGCGCUCAUAACACCGUAUUUGGUAGACACGGGAGCACAUACUUCUUCCCUAGGAACCAAAAUUUUUUUCAUCUGGGGAAGUUUGAAUGCAGUUGCCGUGGUUAUUGUAUAUCUGACGGUUUAUGAGACUCGCGGCUUGACUUUGGAGGAGAUCGAUCUUUUGUACCGACUCUCUCCUAAUAGCGUGGCGUCUCCUGCUUGGAAUAGCAAGAUAAGAAAUUCGCCUGGAUCGAUCCGGGAGAUCAGAAUCAGUCGCCAGAGGGAUGGGCGACAUGAGCACGAGCCACAUGUCUCGCAACCUAGUCGUUCCGAUUCCAGUUACGAAGACCCUAGCCCGUUGAAGCGCGUCGAAAGCGCAAACAACAACUACGUCGAUCUAGGCAAUGGGCUAGGCCUGAAUUCUUACAACAGGGGUCCACCCUCUGUAUUGAUGAACUCGUCAUCUUCCGAGGAGAGCGCGUGCGAAGGAGAGGAGCACGACGCUGCACAUGAGGAUCUUAAUGAUCAUAAUAAUUAUAGUGAGCAAAGCACAUCGGUGGGUUCGUCCCGUUCCCACCAAUAUAGUAUGGAUGCCACUAGUAACAUCAAUGACUACAUGGCCCAAUGGAUGCACAUCCAUGGCCAGAACAGCGCGGGCCGCAGUUAA